Messenger RNA from Verticillium alfalfae VaMs.102, 444 nucleotides. Its product is annotated as zinc finger protein GIS2. NCBI's taxonomy places the organism in Eukaryota, Fungi, Ascomycota, Sordariomycetes, Glomerellales, Plectosphaerellaceae. Gene Ontology annotation, molecular function: single-stranded RNA binding; mRNA binding; translation regulator activity. The transcript has a single exon. Gene Ontology annotation, biological process: positive regulation of cytoplasmic translation. Gene Ontology annotation, cellular component: cytoplasm. Bases 1 to 444 code for a protein of 147 amino acids. The record is from RefSeq and is a predicted model, not a curated record.
AUGCAAGUCUCGAUCUGCGUUCUGACGAACUUCAUUUUCCAGCGAACCUGCCCUACCCCAGCUGGUGUUGGCCUGGGUCGUGGUGCUGCCGUUCCCCGCGGCGGAUAUGGUGGCUUUGCACGAGGCGGCUUCGCCGGCGGUCCGCGCCCCGCAACCUGCUACAAGUGUGGAGGACCUAACCACUUUGCGCGCGACUGCCAGGCCCAAGCCAUGAAGUGCUACGCCUGCGGCAAGCUCGGCCACAUUUCUCGCGAUUGCACCGCGCCCAACGGUGGACCGCUCAACACCGCUGGAAAGACCUGCUACCAAUGCGGUGAGGCUGGUCAUAUCUCGCGCGACUGCCCGCAGAAGGUCGCCAAUGGCGAGAUUCCCAACGAUGUUGUCGACCUUAACGCUACGGCCACUUUGGCGCCGCCUGUCGCUCCAUUGGCCCCCGUUGCCUAA